AUUUUGAAUUUUUGUCAAUGUUCUGCGCACCCUCCUGCCGUCUGCCGUACAGUAGAACGCUGCGUCUACUGAGCUGCGAAGAGGUAACGCAGCCCACACUAAGAUGCAGACUACUCAGUCAACACUGGCAAUCGGAGGAGAGGCGUUGGUGUCUACACAAUGGGAGCGUAUUAAGAGAGCUGGCCACAAUACUGAUGAAGCCAUUGCACCAAGUGUGCCGCUUCCUUUACACGCUUACUAUGCAGAAGUUUGGCCAAAUACUUAAUCCGAAAUGCUCCCAGUGGAACUAUUAUCGGGUACCUUUCGUACGGCCCGACACGUGUGCGCUCUAUGAUGGGAUUUUCGAUGUUGACGGCAAUCUUCGCAAUCCCUUGCAUCCGUAUAUUCGUCAUUUAUUGGUAACGAUUCUAUACUACUUUCUGAAUAUGCCGUGCGGCGAAGCUAUACAGCCGCGUAGAAAGUCGGAAAGUGACAUUUUUUACCGCAGUGGGGGGAUGUGCAAGAACUUUUUUGACAGAGGUAGUAUGACAGCGGGCCAAGCAGCGGCCUUCAAUCAGUUUAUUACCGAAUCAACAUUUGGCUCUGGAUUUGAUGAUUCUAAACAAGAUGGAGAUGGCAGAGAUGGCAGAGCCGGUGGCCAAGUCGACAAAGGUGGCAGACCUAGUCACAGUGGCAUCGGUGGCAAAGGUGACAAAGAUGGCAGCAAAGAUGGCACCGGUGGCAACGGUGGCAACGGUGGCAACGGUGGCAACGGUGGCAACGGUGGCAAAGAUGGCAACGGUGGCAUAGAUGGCAACGGUGGCAAAGAUGGCAAGGGUGGCAAAGAUGGUAAGGGUGGCAAUAAGGGAAACGGCGGAGAUAAUUACGGAAGUCGUCGGAAUAGGAAAAGCAUGAACGAAAUUUCCGAUUUGUACUCAAGUGUUGUGGAGAACAAACGCCCCGGCCCACUGGCGUCUAAGGGCAAGAAACCAACAACCAAACAACCCAAGAAACGUCGUUACAUGGGAAAAGAAAAUCUCCGCAUUAUGGGCUUGAUGCUGCCCGUAUUGAUGCAUGAGCCGUUUGAUGAUACGAAACCGUGGACUUGGGUCCGCCGGCAUCCGGCACAGGAACGCGUGCUCGAGGGUACAACAGUGGGGCGCGCCAGGGUGCAUCGAUAUAGGCGUAAAACUCUUGAGAUACAAUACCAAAACGCAAUUAAGCACUAUUCGGUGCACAGCUUAUAUUCGGUUGGACAGCACGGCUCAAUUGGCUCUACGGGUUACUUUGGCAAAGGCCACCCCCAUAAGAAAGGCAUGCCAUUGCUCAAAUCCUUAAACUACAAUAAUUUAAAUGGUAAGACGUCUGUUCAUGUGUCGGGCUUACCGAAAAAAUCAAAGAAGUAGUGCUGAAGCCAAAGUCCUUUUCUGUUUAUAGAAACAACAGUUGAAAAGAGAGUGAAAUCAAUUUCAACUAACUAACAAGACACAAUAUGAACAUUUAUGAAUAAAAUUGAUUUUUA
Drosophila novamexicana is the source of this 1501-nucleotide messenger RNA. RefSeq lists its product as uncharacterized. NCBI's taxonomy places the organism in Eukaryota, Metazoa, Arthropoda, Insecta, Diptera, Drosophilidae. The record is from RefSeq and is a predicted model, not a curated record. The coding region runs from base 18 to 1385 and encodes 455 amino acids. The transcript has a single exon.